CUGGCAGGCUAGCUAAGCUAUCAAAACUGUUCAGCGCCCACACGCCAGGCAGUGCAGUGUGGGUCUGUACAGCCAAGCGCCAAGACAAAAAGAGGGGUGAUUGGUUCAAAAAAGGCACCUAGCCGUGGCGCUAGGUACCCGCAACUCUCAUUCCUACUCGAGUACCUAGUUAUCAACACCAAUUCCCAACAUUGUCUUCAACUUCCUAGGCGCGGUAUCACGCAAUGGAAAGUAAUGUCCCCUAUGCUUUGCGCGUGGUUCAAAGUGCGAACUUGCGACAUCCUGAUUUACCUCUGGUAGAAAUAUUCCUUCAGAAUGCUGCAGAUUCCGAACAGGCGGCCAGGUACUUCUUGCAGACCUACACAGAUGAUGUAGGGGGGAGCAAAUUUACUCAAUUUGCUGACGACUGGAAAUGUCUUGUCAAGAAGUGUAUGUUUUGGGUCAUAUCUUCUAGGAUGGAGUAAACUAAAUCAGAACAGCUUAUAUCGAAAACCCACAUUCAAAAUACUUGGAUUCGAUUACCAAGCGAGCAGUGGCCCAGCGAGACAACAAUUCAUGUUGUAUUCUUGGGACAAGGAGCCGAUUUUGGAAUUCUUCAGGGCUAUUUCCGGUCAUUCCUCUGACUGCAUUCUACAUCAAAGAAGUAUGAAAACCUUGUAGAUCAUAUGGUUUCCAACAUCUGACUAGUAGCAGAAACGCCUCUAUGAUCUACUUGGAGCUUUCAUUGGCUCUUCACAUCGCGAUUUUCUCCUUUCUGCUCGAGAUGGAGAUUCAAUUUCUCCUCGAAACCAUUGGUAUCUGGGCAAAUCAGUAGCAAUGUCUUUUUCUACGGGAGAACUUCAACUUGAGCACAUAAGCAAUGCAAUGGUAAGUCCAUGACUACAGCGUUGUAUUGCUAGCUAAUACAACCAGUAUGACAUUCGCCAUAAUAGUGGGGUCAACUCAUCGCCAUUCAUCAUAUUUAAGAGAAUCUGUCACUGGCAGUGCAAUUUGAUAGAUCACUCAGCCACUGGGAUUCAGAGUCCUGAUUCGAGGCUGCUCGAGAUUCAUCGUCGAUUUGCUCCUGCCAUGAGAUGGACCGAUAUUUCUGCGAAGAUGGAACGGCGUAAACCACGCACGCACAAACCGCCAAAUCGCAAUGCCUUUUCCGAAAUACUCAUCAAAAGCGCUCUCACAAUCUGGAAGAUCUUUCCGGACUUUAUCCGACUGCAAACGUACAAAAUGCUAGCGUAUGCUGGUCUUCGUUUAUAUGGAAAGGCUACUAGACAGGUCCAAAGACUGCCAUUCGGCAUGUUUAUGAAGUUUGAUGCCCAAGAAAGAUUUUCUCCUCGCAUUAUGAAUGAGUUCAAUGCCUUGACACGUCCAUAAUAAAACUUCAAUUCCAGUUCCACGCCCUAUUGACCUAAUUGUCACAUCAAACGGGUCAUAUUUGAUAUCUUCACAAAUCAAGGGAGUUGGUGCUGGUUACGCACUUGACGAAUGCAGUGACGAAGAAAUGCAUGUCAUAGCCCAAGAUUUACAAAAGUACAUCGCGGAGUUGCGGACAAUUCAACAGAAACCAGAUUCAACCUAUGCAAUAUCAAAUCCUUCAGGUGGUCCAUUUCUUGAUUAUCGAAUCGAUGUCUCGCCUGUAGGUCCAUUUCCCACUGAAAGGGAUUUUAGCGACUCGUUGAGACUUGGUGGUGCCCCUGAUGUUGUGCAUCGGGAUGACCACCAAAUCGUCUUUACACACGCGGAUAUCAAUUUGAGGAAUAUCAUUUUGAGAGAUGGCAGGAUCGAAGGUAUUGUAGACUGGGAGAAUGCAGGUUGGUAUCCAGAGUACUGGGAAUACACGAAAUGCAGAUUCGGUGUACGGGUUUCAAAGAGGUGGUUGAAGAUGUUAGAAGAGCUAUUUGAUCACAAAUAUGAGGAGGAGCUAAAGAUUGAGCAGGUGUACUGGGAAUUGGACUCGGGUAUGUAG
Hymenoscyphus albidus is the source of this 1960-nucleotide messenger RNA. The record is from the annotation of a GenBank genome assembly. Lineage: Eukaryota; Fungi; Ascomycota; Leotiomycetes; Helotiales; Helotiaceae.